This is a messenger RNA of Cydia strobilella, 1351 nucleotides long. RefSeq names its product 5-hydroxytryptamine receptor 5A-like. NCBI's taxonomy places the organism in Eukaryota, Metazoa, Arthropoda, Insecta, Lepidoptera, Tortricidae. Gene Ontology annotation, biological process: G protein-coupled receptor signaling pathway, coupled to cyclic nucleotide second messenger; chemical synaptic transmission. The coding region runs from base 88 to 702 and encodes 204 amino acids. Gene Ontology annotation, molecular function: neurotransmitter receptor activity; G protein-coupled serotonin receptor activity. The record is from RefSeq and is a predicted model, not a curated record. Gene Ontology annotation, cellular component: dendrite; plasma membrane. The transcript has 7 exons.
CUACUUAAUAAUUUUCAGAGCAGGAGCGGCAGAGCGACAGAGAAGGGUUACUAUCACCAUAAUUCGUCUCAUGUGCCAUUUCCUGAUAUGCUGGACUCCAUUUUUCGUCAUGUUACCAGUAGAUUCCCUCUGCGACUGCGUACAAGACUCCACAUGGCAAUGGUGCACAUGGCUUGGAUAUACCAACUCUGCCCUCAAUCCUGUAGUAUACGCCGCAGCCGCCACCAGGGUCCGCCGGGCGUUCCAAGCACUACUGAAGACUACGUGUUCUUCAGCGUGACCUUCUCAUUUUACGUGCCAACGUGCAUCAUGCUAGUCCAGUAUGGUCUGAUCCUUCGCGCCUUGGCGUUACGCCCGCCAAUCCGCGCACACAGGGGCCAGUGUCCAAUUGUGGAGAUGGAUCAGAUGAAGUGCCCGGAAUCCUCGCAACAAACAGACGAAGCAGGAGCGGCAGAGCGACAGAGAAGGGUUACUAUCACCAUAAUUCGUCUCAUGUGCCAUUUCCUGAUAUGCUGGACUCCAUUUUUCGUCAUGUUACCAGUAGAUUCCCUCUGCGACUGCGUACAAGACUCCACAUGGCAAUGGUGCACAUGGCUUGGAUAUACCAACUCUGCCCUCAAUCCUGUAGUAUACGCCGCAGCCGCCACCAGGGUCCGCCGGGCGUUCCAAGCACUACUGAAGAUGACGCGACAUGGAGAAUAAAGAAGACUUAACCAAGAAAAGAAAUUGUGGGAACCAAAAUAAUGUACCAAAACAACUUACGUAAUAAAUUUAAGAGUUAAUUAAUAAUUUCUAAGAUAAUAUAUAAGAUAAAUUGUAAAAGGUAGGUUGUAGGUACUUUAAAAAUCAGUGUAGUAAGUAAAUAUUGAGAUAACAAAAAAAUGCAACCAUAAUUAAUCCAUAGCAAUAAAAAAAUAUCACUUUAAAGUCGUUUUAUAUAUGAACAAGUUUGAGAACAAAUCAAAUUAUUUUAUUAAAUAUUUUGAUUUGUUUUUUUUUAAAGUAGUCACACUACUGGACUGGAGCACUCAGCACUGGAGGGCUUCGUCACUUUUUCUUUAAUUUAUGACAUUGACCAGUUGGCGCCACUAUAGAUGUAUUAGGUCCAGAAAAACAGAUCACAAAAUUCUUCUAUGCUUAUUUUUAUAAAAUCAAUACAGUUCUAAUAUACACACAGGCAUUUUAACGACUAAAUAUGCAAUUUUUUCAACCUGUUUAAUUUUGCAUAUAUUUUAGUUGGCACUUUUUUAAACCCCUAACAUUUAUUGAGCUAUAUCUAUUGUUUUCCAUGAUUAAUCAAAGAUGGACAAAGAUUUACCACAAUUAUGAACAAGGAGUGAAAAUUCCCGAU